Messenger RNA from Megalopta genalis, 2604 nucleotides. Its product is annotated as mini-chromosome maintenance complex-binding protein. The record is from RefSeq and is a predicted model, not a curated record. Gene Ontology annotation, molecular function: chromatin binding. Gene Ontology annotation, biological process: DNA-templated DNA replication. Lineage: Eukaryota; Metazoa; Arthropoda; Insecta; Hymenoptera; Halictidae.
CCUAAAAUCUUACAUCGCUGUUCUAUGUCGAAACUGAGCAGAAAAGUCCAUAAGAUGCAAUGCUGUAUGCAUCUGUAUCCUAAGUCUGCGUCUGUGCAUUACUAAAUCGUCAGCGUCAGCCAGCAGUGUGGACAAUUCAGGACAGCAGACAGAAAAUUAUAUUGUGUUAUUUGCGGUUGUUAAAUAACUACGCGUGGCUACCAUGACUUCAUCACUUAAAAUAUUGGAUUGGACACCUGAACACUUCAUUGCUAACAGAACAACGUGUAACAAGAUUCUAAAUAAUCCUGAUGUUGUGAAGGAAAUUCCUUCCCUAAAUUAUGUACCACUACAUUAUUUUAGGGACCGACAGUUGGUCAGAUUUCGAGGGAUGAUUCAGGAUAUGCAUAAUCCUGAAUAUUAUUUUCAACGAUAUGAAGUUAGAAAUACUCAAUCUGGUUUACAUGAAACUAGAAGUGGAAUGUAUGCAGACUUCGCUAGAUGCAUGACACAUGAAGAGAUAUUGUUCGAGUCUGAAAAAAACUGUAGUGCUGAAAGACAUACUUGUGUUAUUAUAUCGACACCUGGUUUGAAUGAAUGGGUAAAGGAAAAGUUUAAGAAACCAUACUGUGAGAACUCAAGUACAGCUAUGACUUUUAAAAGAAGUUUUGAUCAAAAUGAUCAUGAAGCCAUGGAUUGUUCUGAACCAGUUUGUAAAAAGGAUAAAGUUUCAUUAGAUGAAGAAAGUAAAAAAAUGGAUACUCUAGAACACAAUGAGAAUAGACAAACUUUAGUCUCAAAAGAAUAUCUACUAAAUUUGCCAAUUCCAGUGGAUGAUGGUAUAGCCUGUAUUGUUAAGAUAUAUGAAGAUGCAGCUAUGAAGUUGAAUCAAAUUAUUGAAGUAAUAGGUUUUGUAUCUUUAGAUCCACUUCUAAGUACUUGCAAUAUGGAUGAGACAAUGACAGAAGCUGAAUUGAAUGUACAUCAUCCACCUACAUCUCUAGUUCCUCGGUUACAUGCUGUUAAGUUAAUUCAGCCUUUGGAAGCAGAAAUUGAAAGAGCUCCAGACAUUAUGUCCAAAGCAAAACUUAUACGCAGUAAUCUCCAUUUAGUGUUAAGUCAACUACUUUUCGGAGAUCACUUAGCUGCCGAUUAUUUAAUUUGUCAUUUACUUUCGUCAAUAUACAUGAGAAGAGAUUAUUUUUGUCUUGGAACAUAUCCGUUAAAUUUAACACAUUUUUCGAUUGGUAAAUAUAGUACAUUUGCGAAAGAUUUGUAUAGAUUUUUAACGAUGUUCGUAGAGAAAAGUCACUUAUUGGAAAUAACUUUGGAAAAUUUAAAUGAUUUAGCGUUAUCGCCGAAAAAAGACUACGAUUGUAAUAGGUUGACCAGCGGGCUGUUUCAACUUAGUGAUAAUACUCAUCUUGUAAUAGAUGAAACAGGAUUAACCACAGGUCAAGUGUCACCGGCCGGCCGGGAAAACUAUAAUGUGAUCUGUGAUUUAAUUAAUUUCCAGAAAGUGACGUACGACUUUAAAUUUUAUAAGAUGGAAUAUGAGACAGACAUUCCGGUUUUAAUAUUAUCGGAGGCCAAGUCAUUUAUUCCUUGCCAGAAUCAAGUGGCGUUAAAAGUAGACGCGGAAUCAAAGGACGUUUAUCCUCAUGUCAUAGAAAUUGCGGAACAAUAUUUAAAAGAUGAAAACCGACUGGCGGAUAUCCGCCAAUAUUUAAAAAUUAUCAAAAGCGCCAAGUUCGAAUUUGACGAAGAGAUUGUAAAGGAAGUUCAGGACGAUUUCGUGAAAAUGAGACAAAUGCAUAAAAAUGUGAGCAUCGAUCACUUACACUCAUUGAUGAUACUGGCCAGAUUGUUGUCUUUGUCGCAUGGAUCGAAUACUUUAACCACGGAAUAUUGGAAAAUGGCUGUACAAAUGGAAGUAGAAAGAUUGGGCAGAUUGCCAGAGAAGAAAGAAGUUUAAAUGCUACGGAGAAUAGAGAUGCUCUCAUAAACGACAGGCCAUACCUGCUAUUAAAUCCAGGAAUAUAUCCUAUAAUUGAACGAUUCAAGAUAUCUUAAUGUGUCCGUGCAACGAUGCAACUUCGAAUGGGAACGAGCAAAAUCAAGAAAUUGUUUAAUAGGAUAUGCCCAUUCAGCAAAAUACAAGAAGCGUGCAUUUUCUAGAACUUUUGUAUGAAUACCAAUAAAUUUUAUUUUGUAAGUUUUUGUAAUAAUUUUGUAAUAAUCUUUUUAACAUGAACAAAUGAAUGUACAACAUGCUAACAGAUGAAUGGUAAGGAAUUUAUGACCGGUUUAAAAAGCGUUCGUUUUCGCGUGUACACAAAAUCUAUUGCGAGGCAAAAGGAAAUUCUGUUGAACAAUACAUUCUUUUCUAAAUCUGAAAUAAGACUACAACAUUUGAAACAAGUUGACCCAGUUAUCCAUAUUUAGAGUGGAAGUACUUCUAAAAGUUGGCGACAAAAAGAAUAUUUUCUAUAUUAUUACAAAAACUCUUCGUGCUAGGAAAGAUUGUUAAAAUCACAAAUUCAAUUUCUUUAAAAAAUUUCUUAAGCUAUUAGUUUUAUAUAUUUUUUGUUACGUAUAUAAUUAAACAUACAUCUAAUUUUCUAA